GUUGCGCCGGCGGCUGCGUGGUGUCGUUCCCUCCGCGCCAGUUCGCCCGGGCGGGCGCGGCGGCGACGGCAGCGGCGGCGCGGGGACGGCGUCAUGCGGCGCUACCUGCGCGUCGUGGUGCUGUGCCUGGCCUGUGGCUUCUGCUCGCUCCUUUACGCCUUCAGCCAGCUCGCCGUGUCCUUGGAGGAAGGAGCGGGCGGCGGUGGCGGGAAGCCGCAGGCCGCAGCGGCUUCCUGGCUCGCGGGCGGCGGACGCGGCGCCGGGAGAGGGGCGGGCAGCGCGGGCCCCGCGGCGCAUCCCGGCCGGUCUGACAGGUGUAAAGAUUUCUCUCUGUGUUACUGGAAUCCCUAUUGGAUGCUGCCCUCUGAUGUUUGUGGAAUGAACUGCUUUUGGGAAGCGGCUUUUAGGUAUAGUCUGAAAAUGCAGCCCGUUGAGGAAGUGCACCUAGCCGUAGUUGCCUGUGGGGAAAGACUGGAAGAAACUCUAACCAUGUUGAAGUCAGCACUUAUCUUCAGCAUCAAACCUCUUCAGUUCCAUAUUUUUGCUGAAGAUCAACUGCAUGAUAGUUUUAAAGGCAUACUUAACAGCUGGUCAUUUCUCCAAACAUUUAAUUAUUCAUUAUACCCGAUAACUUUUCCAAGUGAGAAUGCAGCAGAAUGGAAAAAGCUCUUUAAACCGUGUGCUUCCCAGAGAUUGUUCUUGCCAUUAAUCCUGAAAGAAGUUGACUCACUAUUGUAUGUCGACACUGAUAUCCUUUUUUUACGGCCCAUUGAUGAUAUUUGGUCUUUACUAAAGAAAUUUAAUUCCACACAAAUUGCUGCAAUGGCACCAGAACAUGAAGAGCCUCGAAUAGGCUGGUAUAAUCGCUUUGCCAGACAUCCAUACUAUGGAAAAACUGGAGUGAACUCUGGAGUUAUGUUGAUGAACAUGACCAGAAUGAGAAGGAAGUAUUUCAAGAAUGAUAUGACCUCUGUGCGACUACGAUGGGGAGAUAUACUUAUGCCAUUGCUUAAAAAAUACAAACUGAACAUCACAUGGGGUGAUCAAGAUCUGUUGAAUAUCAUAUUUUUUCAUAAUCCAGAAAGCCUUUUUGUUUUUCCGUGUCAAUGGAAUUAUCGACCAGAUCAUUGCAUAUAUGGAAGCAAUUGCCAAGAAGCCGAAGAAGAAGGAAUCUUUAUUCUUCAUGGGAACAGAGGUGUUUACCAUGAUGAUAAGCAACCAGCGUUUAGAGCUAUUUAUGAAGCACUGAGAAAUUGUUCUUUUGAAGAUGACAACAUCCAUUCUUUAUUAAAGCCUUUAGAACUGGAACUACAAAAGACAGUGCAUACAUACUGUGGAAAAAUUUACAAAAUAUUUAUCAAACAGCUGACGAAAAGCAUACAAGAUCGUUAUGAUAGACCACCAAAGGAAAGGUGAUUCUUGGUGACCGCUAAAUCAAAUGAAUUAAAACAAGAAAAUAUCAGAGGAUGUGUGUGAAGGAAUAGUCUUAGAUGAAGUGUUCAGGAAAGAAUUAUUCAUCUUCAGAAUAAUUUUUUUCCCGAAGAAGUUUAAUGAGCAGUAUUUUCAUGUAAUGAAGAAUAAGUUGAAGUCUUGGACCCCAACAAGAAGAUAUUUUUGAUUUCUGAUGUUUUGUAAUGCUAUUUGCUAUCAUUCUAGUAUUGAUGAAGAUAUUAUUGAAUGGUUAUAGCCUACAGACUUUGUUUGACUCUUACUCUCAAGUGGGUAAGAGCAGUAGGGAUGUAUGGUUGGAGAAAAAUGUACCUCAUACACAGUGGAAACACUCAAACUGUGAGUAUAGCAAUAAUUUUAUGUCAGCACUAACCUCACUUUAAACGUGUGAGAAAAGAAAGUUGUUUACAGGAGCAGAAAAUGUUCUGUUUCUAAAGAAAUGGGAUGUAACUGAUGUCACUAUCGACAAUCUGUGUGUGCCUUUAUACAUUUCAUCUCUGUUUUAAAAUAUUUUUGUGACAAUCAUGCUUAAAAUUAUUUUUAGUUUAUAAGUAAACUGCACAUUUAAAAUUGAGAGGGAAAACUGAAAGUUUUGAUUAUUAGUCUCUGUGUGUAUUUGUGAAACGUAGAAUUUUCAUUUGUAUGUGCUUAACUGUCUUGCCAAAAGUCAUAUCUAAGAUUAUUAGGUAUUUUAGGAAAUUUUUUAUCACUUUAAAUGAAAAUUUUCAGCUUUACUGGGCAUUCUGGACACAAUAAAUAUACUGAUAAUAAAAUGAGAACCUAACGAGUAUACUUAUAUGAUGGUGGAAAAUGUGAUGGACCAAAAUGCAUAAGCUAUGUACUUCCUGUGAGCAGUCAUUAUAGUUACAGUGGAGCAGAAAAAAAGUGGUCCACUUAAACCUUUUUCCUUCUACCUCAAAAUGGCUUUGCAAGAUAUUUUUGAAGAAGCAAAUAUACGUAUAGAGCCUGACUUUAAGUUAGACAACUUUCAUGGAUGAUUGGCUUCAGAAGAUUGUCACAUCUGAUUAUAGAAAAACUAGUUUUGAUUUGGUUUGAUGUGCAUGUCCUCCUUCUUUGAAUAUCACUUAAGACAGUUAUUUUUUUUUUAUCUUGGCAAUAAGAAAAUAUUACUUCUCUUAGUGUUUUUGACCUGUCUUCUAUAGCUGUAGAUUCUGAGUACUUAGCAUGUACUGUGCUGGGGCACACGUCUCAUUUUACCAAGUACUGUAUGGUUAACUUCUUUUUCUCCUUUUGACAUUUUAACGCUUAAAUAGAGAAGAGAAAAUCAUGAAGGAAGACUAUCACCUUUGUGAAAAUAGUGGUGAUUGGGUUUAUGAAGACACAGUGCCCUCUGUGGAGACGUGGAAGACGGUCCUCGGUCUUUGCAGUUCAGUCAGGGACAAAUUGGGAGAGGAAGGUGUUAAGAAAGGCAGAUUAGAAGCUGAUGGCCAGCCCAGCACUCUUGGACAGAAGCGUUCAGAGAGCACAGUCUGUGUGUCCCUGGCAGAGCACCGUGGUGACUGUGAGAACUUGUGAACUUGUUGAAGUUGAUUUGCUAAAUAAAAAAUGAGGUCCCUAGAAUUUUGAAGUUUGGAGGGUAUAGGAUCAUUUUUAAUGGUCCCCAGGUGAGACCAUUGGCGGCCUGGCUACAUUAGACUCUUGUGGGGACCUUGCUGAGAAUGGAUUCCUCACCUUUGGUGACUCUGGUCCCCCAUGUCUAGAUGGGUCUGCACAUUACACAGAAGUAGAGAGAAUAGUACAGUGGGACCCCUCAUCCAGAUCAGACACGUCAGUAUCUUACCACAUUUGUGUCAUCUGUCCCUUUUUCCUUUGCUGAAGUAUCUUAAAGAAAAUGCCAGGCAUCAUGUUAUUUCACCUCUGUGAACACUUCGGUAACUACAGUGACAUCAUAUCUCCUUUGGCUUCGGUUAAUAUCCAGUUCUUAGGCAGAUUUCCCUUACUGACUACAAUGUUAGAAUCAGAGUGCAAAAAUAAGUCACAUUAUGAUUCUAUUUUUAAUAAGCACCUCAGAUGAUUUUGGUGUCAGUCUGGGAACCCCUGGAAAUCAUUUUGCCAACUUGAAGGUUGAAGUUAGGACCACAAUUCUCGGCACAGUUGGUGGAUUAUAAAUGUGAUUCUGAAACAUUAGCGGAAGUACUUGGGGCUAUUGACACGAUACAAAUUUAUAUUAGGAAGUUGCUUAGAUUUAAUUUCCUUAGUGAACAGAGACUCUUAGCCCCAUAGGCUCUAGUAUGAUUGGGACUGGGUAGAGUGUGGUCAUAGUUUAACUGGACUGUGUGCUGUGGUCUCACGCCUGUUGUACCUAUUUACACGGUUACACACUCUACAUUGUGGAUCAGUUGGAAGGUUCUUCAUGUGGUUUAUUCAGACCUGACCUAAUUGAGCGUUUUACCAUAAAUUGGUUUAUGGCGAAAACUCUCCACUUAGGGACUGUGUUUACCUGAAAGUUAGGGUAUCACAAAAAGUCCUUAACAAUAUUAAAAUGAGUUUUCUGAGUUUAUCUUUAGAUAAGGUAACGUUUUCCUUGAGAAGUCUCAAGAAGUGCAGUUCUCAGCAUUAAUGAGGUUAAAUUCUAGAACAGCUUAGAGAACGUUUUAUAUUUCUUUCCAUAAGAUGGUGUAUCUAUGCAGUUUAUACGAAUUACAUUCUAUAUCCUUUGAGUCUAUGUGUUAGAACAAUUCUGACCUCAGAACUAUCUCUGGGCUGCAGUGUUACCAAAGCGGAAUGACUUUAUAAUGUAGCCAGCCCUCGUUUAUAUGAAGUAGCCACCUUAGAGGAACUUGGAAAACCUUUAGAAAAUAUAUAUUGUGAUUUACAUUUUAAGAAAAUACAUACUUUUUUUUUU
Globicephala melas (long-finned pilot whale) is the source of this 4315-nucleotide messenger RNA. It is a transcript of the gene GXYLT1, whose product is annotated as glucoside xylosyltransferase 1. Gene Ontology annotation, biological process: protein O-linked glycosylation via N-acetylgalactosamine. Gene Ontology annotation, molecular function: UDP-xylosyltransferase activity. Lineage: Eukaryota; Metazoa; Chordata; Mammalia; Artiodactyla; Delphinidae. The record is from RefSeq and is a predicted model, not a curated record.